GAGCUCUUCAACCUCACAAGUGUACACCUUUUACUUGACCUAAACCUCAUAAACCCUCUCUUACCUCCACACACACACUCUUCUAUAUCUGUAGAUAGAUAGAUACGUAUAGAAAGAGAAUCUAGAGAGAGAAAACAGAAACCCAUUUCCCAGAAAGAACACAAAAAUAGAAAUGGCAACUUCAACCCAGUUCCCGGACGAUUUUCGGUGCCCGAUUUCCCUUGAAAUUAUGUCCGACCCGGUUAUUCUGUCGUCGGGUCACACCUUCGACCGCUCUUCAAUCCAACGGUGGGUAGACUCCGGCCACCGGACUUGCCCGAUUACCAAGCUACCCAUUUCCGACCCGGUUUCUCUCAUCCCUAAUCAUGCCCUUCGGAGUCUCAUUUCCAAUUAUACCCUCGUCUCUUUCCCCAAACCACUCACAUACCCUGAACCGCAGUCCCUUAUUCAAACCCUUAUUGCUUCUUCUUCUUCUAAUUUGGAUUCUAAGCUCCACUCGCUUGACCAACUCAGUAAGCUUUCCAAGCGUGAUUUGGCGAUCCGAAGGAAACUCACCGAGUCGGGCGCUGUAUCUGCUCUUCUCAAUUGCGUUAACUCGGAUGAUGACUCGGGUGGUUUGCAGGAGAAAGCGCUUCAUUUGUUGUUGAAUUUGAGCUUGGAUGAUGAUAACAAAGUGGGGUUGGUGGCAGAAGGGGUUGUGGGGAAAGUGGUCUCCUCUUUACGAAGAGGUGCUGGAGACUCGAGGGCGGUGGCGGCCACGGUUUUGACGAGUUUAGCGGUGGUGGAAGUGAAUAAGGCAACCAUUGGGGCAUACCCAGAUGCAAUUCCAGGGUUAAUUUCGCUGCUUUGGGGUGGCAGCGGUAGAGAGAGAAAGGAAGCUGCUACUGCUCUCUACACGCUGUGCUCUUUCCCGGAUAAUCGGGUUCGGGCCGUGCAGAACCAGGCUGUUCCAGUACUAAUUAAGAAUGCUAAUUUAGGCCUAGAAAGAUCAGUUGAGGUAUUGGGAUUAUUAGCAAAAUGUAAAGAGGGUCGUUAUGAAAUGUUUAAAUACUGUGGGUUGUUGGAUAUUUUGAUAAAAUUCUUGAAAAAUGGGUCUUCAAGAGCUGUGCAAUAUGGUCUUUUGACUAUCAGCUUGCUGUGUAGUUACAGUGAAAGGAUGCGUGUGUUGGCUGUAAGAGAAGGGGUGUUUGAGAUUUCUGUUGGGUUAUUACAAGAUGAUAAUGAGAAAGUGAGAAGAAAUGCUAAUAGCUUGAUUCAGGUUUUACAAGGGCAAACAUUAAGUCUUUGAGAUAUGAAUUUGGAAAGUGUUGAUUUUGAAUGGAUUAUUGGAAGCUUUGGAGGGUGAAGAAGAAGAAGGUGAGUUUUUAGGCUUCCUCAUAAUUAUUUUUGUUGAAUAGUUUUUCUUUGUACAAAAAGAUUAGAAUUUUAGGGCAAAAAAUGUGCAUCUCUCUUUUUCUCUAUCAAAAUCUCUUUUGUUUUUUUGGUUUUAUAUUAUCAACAUAAGAAUAAGAAUGAAAAGACAAACAUCAAUGGUUCUUUCACUGUCUCA
Messenger RNA from Solanum lycopersicum (tomato), 1549 nucleotides. Its product is annotated as U-box domain-containing protein 8. Gene Ontology annotation, molecular function: protein binding; ubiquitin-protein transferase activity. Lineage: Eukaryota; Viridiplantae; Streptophyta; Magnoliopsida; Solanales; Solanaceae. Gene Ontology annotation, biological process: protein ubiquitination. The record is from RefSeq and is a predicted model, not a curated record.